Labeo rohita (rohu) is the source of this 1993-nucleotide messenger RNA. RefSeq names its product thymidine phosphorylase (gene tymp). NCBI's taxonomy places the organism in Eukaryota, Metazoa, Chordata, Actinopteri, Cypriniformes, Cyprinidae. The transcript is spliced from 11 exons. Gene Ontology annotation, cellular component: cytosol. Gene Ontology annotation, biological process: pyrimidine nucleoside metabolic process; pyrimidine nucleobase metabolic process. Gene Ontology annotation, molecular function: 1,4-alpha-oligoglucan phosphorylase activity; pyrimidine-nucleoside phosphorylase activity. Bases 449 to 1816 code for a protein of 455 amino acids. The record is from RefSeq and is a predicted model, not a curated record.
UGGAUAGAGGCAAUAUACAUAAUAAAAGGCACCAUACUACAGAAAAUGGCAUAUACUCUGGACCCACCCACAUUUAUUUUGCUUCCGACGCCAAUGGUUUGAGUACACCAUCGUCAGUGUUAUUGAAAACAAGCAUUUAUGCAGCUGGACUUUUGACUCAAAACCUUUGGCUACUGACAUAUAGCUCCUGUGACAACUGUCCCAUGUGACAACCGGACCUGGUCUCCAUAAAAUGCUUAAGUCUAGUAACUCGUAUACACCUCAGAUGUCCACAGAUGUCCUGGCUGUCUAUUGACAGGACUUUCACAUUCAUGACAGAGUCAGAUUGAGAAGAGGCUGGUUAAUGUGUCACUGACAUAUGCUCUGAGAGAGUGCAGGGAUUCGGACGCUAUUUACUGUUCAGUAAAACAAGCUGUUGACUGGAGACGACACAUAAUCCGUUGUAAAGAUGUCAUAUAAAGACAGCGCUAUUAGUUUCCCUGAGCUUAUAAAGGUGAAACGAGACGGUGGCCGACUCAGCAUUGCAGAGAUAGGCACUUUUGUACAAGGAGUCACAUCAGGAGCCAUCCAGAAGACUCAAAUAGGUGCCAUGCUAAUGGCCAUAUGGCAGAAGGGCAUGACUGAAGAAGAGACCCUGGUAUUGACAAGAGAGAUGAUGAACUCUGGAGAGACGUUUAAAUGGCCGGAGGAAUGGCUUGUGGUAGACAAACACUCAACCGGUGGGGUUGGAGACAAAGUCAGCCUGCCACUCGCUCCUGCUCUGGCUGCAUGUGGCUGUAAGGUGCCCAUGAUAAGUGGAAGAGGACUGGCACAUACAGGUGGCACUCUGGACAAGCUGGAGUCUAUACCUGGGUUUAAAGUCAACCAGUCAGUUGAACAGGUGAAGCAGAUCCUCGAGGAUGUGGGCUGUUGCAUUGUGGGACAGACAGAGAGUGUAGUUCCAGCAGAUCGUGUUCUCUACGCCAUCAGAGACGCCACAUCGACUGUUGAUAGUCUUCCUCUGAUCAUCAGCUCCAUCAUCUCUAAGAAAGGAGCUGAAGGUCUGAGUGCUCUUGUGUUAGAUGUGAAGUUUGGCAGAGCUGCUCUAUAUAAAGAUCUGGACAGCGCUCGCCGUCUUGCUCAGUCACUGGUCACUGCAGGCAACAAGCUUGGUGUGAAAACAGGGGCGGUGCUUAGCCGGAUGGACACUCCCAUUGGCCAGACAGUGGGAAAUGCGCUUGAGGUGUGUGAAGCUCUUGAGUGUCUUAAAGGACGAGGGCCAGAUGAUCUCAAGGAACUGGUUAUAAAUUUAGGUGGCUAUCUAUUGUGGAUGUGUGGCCACUCCUGUACUCUAGAGGGUGGGAAAACUGAAAUCGCUCUGAAACUGGAAAACGGAGAAGCCUUGAAAAAGUUUGAGGCGAUGCUGAUGGGUCAGGGUGUGUCGGCAGAUGUUGCACAUUCCCUGUGCUCAAACGAGACCGACUACUUUAAGCACAUGAAGCGUGCAGCACAUCAGACAGAGCUCGAGGUGCUAGAUGAUGGAGCCGUUUUGGACAUCGACGGUUUGGCCCUGGCUAAAGUGCUGCAUAAACUAGGGGCGGGACGUACUAAAUCAGGAGAGGAAAUCGAUUAUAGUGUGGGAGCAGAGAUUUUGGUUAAGAUGGGACAGCAGGUACAGAAAGGUGAAUCAUGGAUCAGGAUCCAUCACAACUGCCCAGAUCUGAGCACACACUAUUCUGACCUGCAAACAGCUUUGGUCAUUGGCAGCCUUGACAAAUACAAGGCAGCAUCGCGUGUGGCAGAAUUCAUCAACCCAGACAAUCUCAACAUGUCAUAACACAGCCUCGUUCAAGACUUAUUUUGUUUGUAACAAAUAUUUCAGUCUGAAUGUAUUGUUUAUAUGAGGCCACUAGGGAGUUUUUAGAAGAAAAACAUGAGAGACAAAGACCAACAAUGACGUUUGAGCUCUGCAUCUGGAAAAUGUUUAAACAUAUUUGCUUACCAGUAGCUAAAA